UAACGAUGACUUGCUAUCAGAAAUUGAGUAAUCGUACAAAGGGUUAAAUUCGAAAGUGAGAGCGAAACAAUGUUUCCUAUAAAAUGCAAUGAAACUGCUACCAAACACAUCAUUUAUUUUGAAAACUUUUAGACAAUAACAUACGGAACACAAGAGCCAUGGAUUUCUAUUAUAUGCCACCAUCUGCCCCCUGCCGUGCCGUUGAAAUGACCGCUAAGGCUGUAGGCGUUGAGUUGAACAAAAAAGUCAUCGAUCUCACCAAGGGUGAACACCUGAAACCAGAAUUCGUUAAAAUCAAUCCUCAACACACCAUUCCCACUUUGGUCGAUGGCGAUUUCACCCUCUGGGAAUCUCGUGCCAUUAUGACAUAUUUGUGUGAGAAAUAUGACAGCAGCAAGAAAUGGUAUCCAGAAUGUCCCAAAAUUCGUGCAAUCAUCAAUCAACGCAUGUACUUCGAUAUGGGCACCCUGUAUAAGAGUUUUGCCGAUUACUAUUAUCCUCAGAUCAUGAAGAAAGCUCCCGCUGAUCCAGAAAUGUUCAAGAAAAUCGAACAAGCUUUUGAGUUUUUCAAUACUUUUUUGGAUGGUAAACAAUUUGCUGCCGGUGAUGCUGUAACCGUGGCGGAUAUUGCUCUCUUGGCUACGGUGACAAAUUUCGAGGCGGCCAAAUUUGAUUUGAGCAAAUACGCCAAUGUGGCGAAGUGGUAUGAGACUUGCAAAACAGCUGUGCCUGGUUUUGCUGAAAAUGUUGAGGCUUGUGCUAGCUUCAAGAAGUAUUUUGAAAAUUAAGUAGAUAAUUUAUUGUUGUAAAAUUAAUGUUGUAGAUUUUAAAUAAAUUAUUAUGUUUUGUUAUUUAUUGAAAA
Messenger RNA from Musca domestica (house fly), 862 nucleotides. Its product is annotated as glutathione S-transferase 1-1. The record is from RefSeq and is a predicted model, not a curated record. Gene Ontology annotation, molecular function: glutathione transferase activity. NCBI's taxonomy places the organism in Eukaryota, Metazoa, Arthropoda, Insecta, Diptera, Muscidae. The transcript is spliced from 2 exons. Bases 159 to 788 code for a protein of 209 amino acids. Gene Ontology annotation, biological process: glutathione metabolic process.